Messenger RNA from Triticum aestivum (bread wheat), 820 nucleotides. Its product is annotated as SKP1-like protein 1. The record is from RefSeq and is a predicted model, not a curated record. Gene Ontology annotation, biological process: ubiquitin-dependent protein catabolic process. The transcript has 2 exons. The coding region runs from base 112 to 603 and encodes 163 amino acids. Lineage: Eukaryota; Viridiplantae; Streptophyta; Magnoliopsida; Poales; Poaceae.
CAACAAAGCUUCCAUCUUCUUAUUCCGCCGCCGCCACUAGAGUUUCCCCUUCUCGCUAAGGGUUCAUCGGUCCCCAGCCCUUCCACCCCAACCCCAGCUCGGAUCCAGGCGAUGGCGGUCACGGGAGACACCAAGAAGAUCAAGAUGAUCAUGCUAAAGACCUCAGAUGGUGAUGAGUUUGAGGUCGAGGAGGCGGUCGCCAUGGAGUCCCUGACCAUCCGCCACAUGAUCGAGGAUGAGUGCGCCGACAACGAGAUCCUAAUCCCCAACGUCGAUUCCAAGAUCCUCUCCAAGGUCAUCGAGUACUGCUACAAGCACGUCCAUGCCAAGCCAUGCGCUACCGCCGGUGGAUCCACCUGUGUCGUUGCAUCUGAUACCGCGGCUAACGCCACCCUAGCAGAGGACCUCAAGAACUGGGAUGUAGAGUCCGUCAAGGUCAACCCGACCGUCCUCUACGACAUCAUCCUGGCUGCAUGCUAUCUUAACAUCGAGGCACUGGUGAACCUAAUAUCCCAGACUAUGACCGACAUGAUCAAGGGCAAAACUACGGAGGAGAUACGCAAGAUGUUCAACCUGAAGAACGACUUCAUGCUCGAGGAGUAGGAGAAGAUUCAUAGGGAGAACCAAUGGGCAUUUGAGUAGAGGAGCGUCUAAGCUACACUGAAUGAACGCUUACUGUUCAUCAUGUCAACCUUUGAGAUCCCUUCUUUAUGUCGUAAUGGGUUUUAAUUUCUGGGCCCUAUGAGGUGGUUAUGUUUGAGAGAACAAAAAACUAUUGUGGUUAGUGGUCAUCACUUGUCAAACAUCGUAUCAUUUUCAU